AUGAAAGCUAUCAUUCAACGGGUCCUGUCUGCGUCUGUGACGGUGGACAAGGAGGUCAUUUCGUCGAUUGGGCGUGGGGUGCUCGUUUUCGCAGCCGUGGCGCCCGGUGACUCAGAAAAGGAGGCACAGCAGAUUGCCAACAAGGUCAUCAAGAUGAAACUUUGGGAUGAUGACAAUGGAGGAAGGUGGAAGAAGAGCGUUACGGACAUUAACGGAGAAGUGCUAUGCGUCUCGCAAUUCACUCUCCUCGCGCGCACGAAAAAGGGAACCAAGCCCGACUUCCACGGCGCUGCGGCACCGGAAGACGCACAGCGGCUAUACCACUACUUUGUCGACCAAGUGAAGGCGGGAUACGACGCGGAGAGGGUCAAGGACGGCAGAUUCCAAGCCAUGAUGGAAGUGGCAUUAGUCAAUGAUGGCCCGGUUACUCUGGAAUUGCAAGCGGGCAGUCAAAACAAUGACAAGUCGGAAUGA
Molecule: messenger RNA, 474 nt
Organism: Metarhizium brunneum ARSEF 3297
Lineage: Eukaryota; Fungi; Ascomycota; Sordariomycetes; Hypocreales; Clavicipitaceae
Gene: DTD1
Product: D-aminoacyl-tRNA deacylase
Biological process (GO): tRNA metabolic process
Cellular component (GO): cytoplasm
Molecular function (GO): D-tyrosyl-tRNA(Tyr) deacylase activity
Source: RefSeq, a predicted model, not a curated record